AUGUCUUCAGAGAAAGAAUACAAACCUGUAACGGUAGAAAAACCGAUAGGAAACACAUAUGACCUUGGAAAUCUUGCGACAUUUGAUCCAAAUCCUUUGUCGAAUGAUAAAUUGAGAAGCAAAAAUGAAUCAGAAAAGGAACAAUACCUUUCUUCAGUUACUAGAGACAAUGUACAGCUUUUAGUAAAUCAGAUAUUGUCAUUACCUGUAAAAACAACCACCGAUAAUCAAGGGUCACUGACGGGACACAGUUCAUCAAUGACAUUAAUCCAGUUACCUGAGCCAACGACGUUGUUACCACGUGAAAAAGCUAUUCCUAAACCUAAACCACCUACUAAAUGGGAACAAUUUGCUGCAAAGAAAGGGAUUAAACCCAAAGCCAAAGAUGGGAAGUUGGUUUACGACGAAGAAACAGGUGAAUGGGUGCCCAAAUGGGGAUACAAGGGAAAGAACAAAAGCUUGGAUGAUCAGUGGUUGGUAGAAUUGGAUGAUAAACCAAAGAAGAGAGGCAGGGAUGAUGGUGAUGAUUUAAUUGAUCCUAGAACAUUAGCUAGGGCUGAGAGAAAGAAGCUAAUAAAAAAGAAUGAGUUGCAGCAUAAGCGAAAUUUGAGAAACGCUUCAAAGUAG
Lodderomyces orthopsilosis Co 90-125 is the source of this 627-nucleotide messenger RNA. RefSeq names its product Rrs1p (gene RRS1). The record is from RefSeq and is a predicted model, not a curated record. The transcript has a single exon. Gene Ontology annotation, molecular function: protein binding. Gene Ontology annotation, cellular component: nucleolus; nucleus; preribosome, large subunit precursor. Gene Ontology annotation, biological process: ribosomal large subunit biogenesis; ribosome biogenesis; ribosomal large subunit export from nucleus. Lineage: Eukaryota; Fungi; Ascomycota; Pichiomycetes; Serinales; Debaryomycetaceae. The coding region runs from base 1 to 627 and encodes 208 amino acids.